AUGACAUUCGACAACAGUGAAGGUGCAACAAACGUCCUUGUUCCAAAGCACGUGUAUAGCCCAUACAAUGCUCAAGCUUCAAUUCAUACAAAACCUGCCCUUUGGGCAACGUUACUUCCUACAACCGUCCCAGGUCGUGUUUCGGAUAUUUGGAGAUCGUAUUUUGCUCAGUGUAUUUUUGCUGACCCGAACCUUCGGCUAGUUUUUGCACCACCAAAGAUUGAACAAAUACGAAACGACCACAACAUUCUGGGUGACUUUACGGCUGAAAACGACCUCUACACAAAAAGUGGAAAGUUGAUUGAUUUCCUAUCUAGUUGGGACUCUGAACAUCUCCAUGUUCCCCAGCGAGUGGAACAGCUAUGGAUUGAUUUGUACGAAAGAUCAUACAUUGAAUUGGAUGGUGUCUUGGCGUUGCAAAAGUGGCUGGAGGCAUUGAUCACAAUGGGAUACAGGUAUCCCGAGUUGAAGCCUAGAUUCCGUAACGUCCCACUGAUGGGUCAGUUCAAUUUUGCAGACUUUCCCAACAGCAUGACUCAAAUCAUGAUGUUGAUUCAGAAGAUGAGAGAGCGCUUUCAAACAACCAUUGCUGCAGCUCCACUCAAUGAAACCCAGUUGGCGUACUUAGAGACAUCGUAUAGACGCCAUACCAAGCCAAGGAUUUGA
Messenger RNA from Cylindrotheca closterium, 666 nucleotides. NCBI's taxonomy places the organism in Eukaryota, Bacillariophyta, Bacillariophyceae, Bacillariales, Bacillariaceae. The record is from the annotation of a GenBank genome assembly.